GUACGGAUUAUACUCUCCCUGCAGAGCUUCAUCCAUCUGCUAUCAACUAUGUCUGCUCACACCAGCGUUCUUCUUCUCAUCACUCUUUGGGCUUCCAUGGAGGAUGGUUUGGGUCUUCCGGUGAUGAAACAGGUGGAAGUGGAGGUCAGUGAUGGUGUCCCAACACAGAGAGUGAGGAGCAAACGCUGCGCCUGCAGCAGCCCACUGGACUCUGAGUGCCACUACUUCUGCCACCUGGAUAUCAUCUGGGUCAACACACCCAGUAAGACAACGGUUUAUGGGCUCGGCAGCUCUCUGUCCCGACGCAGAAGGUCCACUGGCCGGUGCACCUGUGCCAUCCCUGAUGAUCAAACCUGUACCAACUUCUGCCAUCACGGCCCUGAAAUAAUUUCCCCAAAGACACAUCAACUCAACAUUCUCCGCAUCCUAAGAGCUGCAGCCAGCAGGUCCAAGAGAGAGCAGGAUUCACCUGAUUCAGACAAAGAAGAGUCCUCUCAGAGGAAAAUUACUCGCUAAACAGCGUGCCAGCUGAUGCAGUGAGAAUGAGAGAAAGAGAGCA
Plectropomus leopardus (leopard coralgrouper) is the source of this 559-nucleotide messenger RNA. RefSeq lists its product as uncharacterized. Gene Ontology annotation, molecular function: hormone activity; endothelin B receptor binding. Gene Ontology annotation, biological process: regulation of vasoconstriction; intracellular calcium ion homeostasis; vein smooth muscle contraction. Lineage: Eukaryota; Metazoa; Chordata; Actinopteri; Perciformes; Serranidae. Gene Ontology annotation, cellular component: extracellular region. The record is from RefSeq and is a predicted model, not a curated record.